AUGUCUAGAUUCUCCGUAGGAGACCAGGCUGCGGCGUUCCGGGAUGUCGUCAGAACAGACACAACCACCAACAGGGUGAAGACCUUCAUCGUAGAAGGCGCCCCCAGACUGCCUCGUGCAACGAAGUACUAUUUACUAGACAAAGUUCCAAUCGUUCAAUGGCUUCCUCGGUACCACCCGUCUUGGCUCCUACAGGACUUCAUCGCUGGCUUGACCAUUGGUGUCAUGCUUAUUCCACAGGGCCUAGCAUAUGCAAAAAUCGCAACGAUUCCUAUUGAGAAUGGCCUGUACAGCGCCUGGGUACCAGCUGCCGUAAUGGUGAUCAUGGGAACUUCCAAAGACUUGUCUUCGGGUCCCACAUCGAUCCUCGGCCUACUCACCGCAGAGAUCGUGGAGAGCUAUUCGGAGGAGUAUAGUCCUGCAGCUAUUGCCAGCGCCGUUGCCUUCAUGGUCGGCAUAUACUCUCUGAUUCUGGGUGUCCUCGGUCUCGGCUUUCUACUUGACUACGUUUCGGUUCCUGUCCUCACUGGGUUCAUCUCUGCCACCGCAUUGACCAUUGGUUUCGGGCAGCUCGGUAGCCUUAUUGGUCUGAGCAACACCCCUUCCAUGAUUUUCGAUAUCAUCGGCGAUGCUCUGAAGCGACUUCCUCACUGGGAUGGUCCAACCUGCGGCAUUGGAGUCGGCAGCAUCCUCAUUCUUAUUGCUCUCGAGCAGCUGGGCAAAAAACUAGGCAACAAACACUUCGUGAUCAAAUACAUCUCAAGCAGUCGUGCUAUCAUUGUUCUCUUCGUCUUUACACUGAUCUCUUACCUCGUCAACAAAGAUCGGAGCAAGACACUCUGGGGUAUAGCCCAAGUUAGCACACAUGGCAUCGCCACUCCUAAGGCGCACGACUCAGCGCUGCUGACAAAAGCCGCGAGCCGGGCAUUCGCACCACUCAUCGCCUGUGCGCUAGAGCAUCUUGCAGUCGGAAAAGCAUUCGGGCGAAGGAACAGCUACACCAUCGAUCAGACCCAAGAACUCAACUAUCUGGGCGUGACCAACGUGAUCAACAGCUUCUUUGGCGCUAUGCCUGUUGGAGGGGCAAUGUCCAGAACAGCUGUCAACUCAGAGUGCCGGGUCAGAAGCCCUCUUAGCGGGUUGGUAACAGCUGCUUGGAUUGUAUUGACUAUCUACGUCUUCUCGCCCGCCUUGUAUUGGAUACCCAAAGCAACGCUAGCAGCUAUUAUCAUAAUGGCUGUCAUCAACCUGUUUGGACCGGUGUCGCUUUUCUAUCGCUAUUGGCGCAUGUCCAUGGCCGAUUUCGUGGCAUCGAUGCUCUCAUUCUGGAUCACAAUCUUCGUAUCGGCCGAGAUUGGUAUCGGGGUCGGCGUCGCCUGGAGCAUUGUGUGGUCGUUACUGCGAUCAGCCUUUGUAAAGCCAGACGUCGAGAUCAGCAGGGAAGAUACGGAGACUUCUGCAUCGCUGUUUAAUAAUGGAUUCAACACAACAUGCGACGGUCCCCUAGAUGUCAGUAUCCCCAAAGACAUGGCCGUAGUCCGCUUUACGGACUCUAUCUUCUUCCCCAAUGCCCACCGCAGCAAGUCUAGCACAACAGAGGCUAUACAGCUUGUGUACGAUAAGAUCCCCGACGCGGCAGUUCGCCGCUCACGGGAGCGAUCCUGGAGUGUCGCGGCUGAGAAGCGUGUUGAGCGUAUCCGCAAGGACCGCAACAUUAUACUCCGAGAUGUGCCGCUUUCCGUGGUCAUCUUUGAUUUCACCAUGGUGUCGUGGAUUGACACCACGGGCAUCCUAGCGCUCGGGGAACUGAAAGCGGAUAUCCGUCUGCACUGCGGCAGGGAAGUGCAGUUUCGCUUCGUGGGCAUGAAUAAGCAUGUCCGCAAGCGCUUUGCCCGUGCACUGUGGCAGUUUACCGAGUCAGGCGAGAUGCACAAGGAAGGCGUUGACACAAUCUACCUGUCCCUUGAGAGGGCCAUUACGGACCGAGAGAGGCUUGGCAGCGUUCUGGAGGCCGUGAUUGCUGAGAAAUCCGCGGAUUAA
Molecule: messenger RNA, 2040 nt
Organism: Neoarthrinium moseri
Lineage: Eukaryota; Fungi; Ascomycota; Sordariomycetes; Amphisphaeriales; Apiosporaceae
Exons: 3
Coding region: 1-2040 (679 amino acids)
Biological process (GO): transmembrane transport
Cellular component (GO): membrane
Molecular function (GO): sulfate transmembrane transporter activity
Source: RefSeq, a predicted model, not a curated record